Messenger RNA from Colletotrichum godetiae, 1396 nucleotides. RefSeq names its product heterokaryon incompatibility protein-domain-containing protein. The transcript has 4 exons. The record is from RefSeq and is a predicted model, not a curated record. NCBI's taxonomy places the organism in Eukaryota, Fungi, Ascomycota, Sordariomycetes, Glomerellales, Glomerellaceae. The coding region runs from base 91 to 1263 and encodes 390 amino acids.
CGAGUCCACUAGCCACGACGUUGUGAAUUCUCUCCUCUUAUCUUCAGAUACUCCCUCAAAAGACUCCGAUCUUUAUCACCUCUAUCUCCAAUGGCAUACCGCGAUUCUCUCGACUCGGACCACCUCCGACUACUCCGACCAGUCUCAUUGUCUCACGGCAAACUUCACUUUUCAGUCAUCACUGUGCGUCGCGCAGCGGUACAAUACCAUAACCCUUCCGAGAUAAUCUGCCUUGAUGGUCAACCUUUCCCAGUCAGACCAAAUCUAUGGUCUUGUCUGUAUUACUUGGGCCUUGCUUCACGGCAUACCGAGUGGGAGUACCUCUGGAUCGACGCGAUUUGCAUCAACCAAGCCAACGAUGCAGAGCGUAACUCACAAGUCCGCUGCAUGGAUCAGACAUAUAGGAGUGCUACCUGCGUCUCUGUUUGGCUCGGUUUGAUACCUCUACCAGAGGGACUACCCCGGAAUACUCUCGCUCCUAUCAAGACGCUAGAAAGCGAUGGAUUCGACUGGCGAGAAUCCAUGCUCGAGCUCGCGAGUCGCCCGUACUGGACCCGCUUCUGGGUUAUUCAGGAAUGCCUGCUCGGUUUAGAAGUCGAGCUCUAUUGCAGUGAUAACCGAAUAAGAUGGUUCGACUUCCAGCAUAUCCUAUGCACAGAGGCAGACGUUAACGAUAAGGCAGGGUCAUAUCCUGCUUUGCCACUCAUUAUGAGCCGUACGAUUGAUCGGUAUCCGGAACUAAUGCAACCGCUAUACGACCUCCUCGUCGCCCACCACCGUGCCGAAUGCAAGGAAACUAGAGAUAGGGUCUUCGCCUUGCUCGGACUUGUGAAGCCCGAGGAGCGACGUAUGCUUGGCCGAUUCUUUCCCGAUUACGCCAUGGCUGAAGAACACGUACUCAUCAUAACACUCGCGCACCUAACGCAAUAUCGCUUCGAGCUAGCCUACAGGGACCGCCAGCCGAUAACGCCUGAUUCGGAAGAAAUUUUCCUCGGACUCGGGGUAAAGUCGAAGACACGGAGGAGGGCGUUAUUACGUCGGGCGAAAUGGCUAGACUAUUGUGAUUGGGAUACACAAUUGCCGCAACUGCUCACCCUCCGAGACCAAGAAGAGCAAGACUUGGGCAGCGCGUACUUGGAGGAAGCUGAAGAAGAAACUGAAGUAUUUGAAGAUGCCAGUGUAAGGCCAGGUGGUGCGCAAGCUAUGAUUUUUUUGCUUUUCGCUCUAGCUGUCGCCGUGGUCUGGUAUGCGUUUCGCCUCUAACAAGCGGAUGGCUUUUGAACUUGUCGUGUAGAGGUUACUUGGGCACCAGCCUUGAAAAUUGUGUCAGGCGGCCAGCAAUUGGGCAUAUUGGUCUAUUGCCUACGAAGCGAGUGUGGUGUUGUUGUUACGUCUC